GCCAGAACAAGGAACCACAUUUGAGGUUCGCGCUUUGGUUACGGAGUCGACAUCCUACUAUUCCCGGUUCGAACAAAGCCUUUUUGUCUUAUCAAUACUUACCUUUGCGCCGGGGGUCUCGACUGUCAAACGACCCCUCUUCCUCGAACUCACCUGUCCAAAACUCCCCCCAAAAGUGACGAAACCUGGAACCUUAUUCUCACACAAGCUGAGACUUCUUGUCGCUGAAAGAAUAGUUGGUUGCUUCGAGUUCUUUUUUGCGGCGAUGACUGGCAUUCGAUGACCACCGCCAACCACAAUGGCGUCUUCUGGCAACGGCAACCAGGUCCCCAAUAACGGACAGGGCGACCAGAUCCCACUCCGAGACCUGUCCCGGCCUCCCGAUACGGUGAUAGCGGAGCAUACCGGUCGACGACUAGGAAGAGCAAGGAGCGUUGAUAGCGAUGAAGGGUAUGGCUUGGGAAGACCGUCCCUGCUCGGUCUCAGGCCCGGCGUGCGAAGAUAUGAGCGGAUUGCGGAGGACUCUCCGAGUCGAGAGCGCGCGGAUAGUCAGGAUGGAUUCCAAAAUAUCGAUCUAUCUCAAGAUGGCGCCCCUAGCGGCCGUGGAGCGUAUACAAAUAAUCCGAGAUAUUCGAGUGCUUCCGGCGAACAACGAGGAGCGGGAUUGCGCUUUAUCCCAUUUGAGCCGAUUUCUCAAACCCAUUCUCGAUUAGACAGCAUUGGUGGAGGGAACACUGGUGGAUACGGAGAGUCUGACGGUUUGGCUUCGCUGUCUAACAUGGAAGCCGAAUAUUUCAAUGAGAACGCCUCUCCGACCGAACCUGGCGAGACGGAUAGAACGCCUUUGACCGACCGAAGAUAUUUACAACCAAUAAGUGGCACUUCUGAAGGUCAAACCAGUCUGAAUAAGACCUUAACCGGAAAUAGUGGGCAUAGCGUUCGUUUUGAUGAUUCUGUCUCAGGGACACGCCUCGGAGAUGAUUUACCACAUCUUGAGGGUGGGCUGGGCAGAAGGCACAGCAGCUACGAAAGUCCGGCCAGCUCGCGGCUAAGUCUGGGUAGGUCGAUACGCCUCACUCCGACUGGCUCAAGCUCGGCUCUAUCACGUGCAGGGUCAAUGAUGAGGAUGAUGUCUCAGCGUGUGGUCAAUCUCAGUAAUGAACCGGAGCUCGUGGAGCAGACGUUACGGAGAAAGUCCUCGCUGAAGACUGCACGCUUAGAAGGCCCGCCUACCCUUCCAGCUAUGGCGGACUAUGCGCAUGAUAUUCGAGGUAGUCCGGCGAAGACGCAACAUGGGCCCCCAGAAAAGCCGUUUCCCUCAAUACAUGUCAGGCAGCGAACUUCCCAGAUCAAUCCGCUGAGAGGAAAAUCGCUGGGCAUUUUCUCACCAGAGAAUGGGUUACGGAAGGCUUUGUGCGAAGUAUUGAUUCAUCCUGCCACUGAACCAAUCAUCCUGAUACUUAUUGUCAUCCAAACCGUUCUCCUCGCCGUGGAAUCGUCAGUGAAAAAAAGAGCCAUGGUUGGAAAAUGGGGUGACAGCGCUUUUGAUUAUGCCUUCUUAAUUCUUUUCACCAUUUAUACCCUUGAAUUGGCAGCACGGAUAAUAGUCUCCGGUCUCAUCCUCAACCCCGAGGAAUAUAGCACUCUCGAUCGUUCGGAGGGUCUUAGAAAGGCAAUAAUUUCCAAAGGGCGAGACCUGUUCAUGCCUCAACGGCAAUUUUCGAAGAAAAAGCCCCCGAAUCCUGUGAAUAAUCAGAUGUCCAUUUUGAGAUCGUUCACCGGAAUGCAACCCCAGGCAAAUCACGCUGACGAAGCGGCCCAGCAACGCGCUAGACUUGCUCGUCGUGCCUUCUUACGUCACUCGUUCAACCGACUUGACUUUCUUGCCGUGGUCUCUUAUUGGAUAUCGUUCGUGCUAUCUAUUAUGUCGGUUGAGUCAGACCAGCGCUUGUUUGUCUUUCGAAUGCUCAGCAGUCUUCGUAUUCUUCGACUGCUCGCUCUCACUAGUGGCACUACGGUCAUUCUUCGAAGUCUCAAAAAGGCAGCGCCUUUACUCGUGAAUGUGGCCGUCUUUAUUGGCUUCUUUUGGCUUCUAUUUGCUAUAGUUGGGGUUCAGAGUUUCAAAUCUAGCCUUCAACGGAGUUGUGUCUGGGUAGACCCGGAGAAUAUUAGAAAUUUCACGAUGAAUGACGCCCCUGACAAUAUUCAACUUUGUGGGGGAUAUCUUGACAAUAUUACUGGUGAUCCAAUGCCCUGGCUUCUGCCAGAUGGGAGCCGAGGGGCUUCUAAAGCUAAGGGUUAUUUGUGUCCCCAAGGCUCUCGUUGCGUACAAGGUAGCAAUCCCUAUGGUGGGACUGUCAGCUUUGAUAACGUGGCCAACUCCCUAGAACUCGUCUUCGUCGUGAUGAGCUCAAACACGUUCACUGAUCUUCUUUACUAUACAACCGACAGUGACUACCUCGUUGCUUCGGUUUUUUUCAUUGCAUCUUUCGUCGUGUUGAGUCUGUGGCUCGUCAACCUUCUGAUUGCAGUCAUAACUUCAUCCUUCCAGGUUAUACGAGAAGAAAGCAAACAGAGUGCCUUUACGACCGAUAACAUAGAUGAUGUUCAACAAGAGGAGAAGGCCCCUGCGCGCGUUAGUGCAUUAAAACGGAUGUAUAACAAGACAUAUUGGCUUUGGAUAUUUUUGAUAACUUUCGAUCUUAUCGUUCAGGGAAUGAGAAGUUCGUCGAUGGGACCAGAUCGCAAGGCAUUUAUUUACACUACGGAGCUUGCAGUAACAGUCCUCCUUCUCUUUGAAAUAUUCUUUCGGUUUGCAUCGGACUGGAGGAAUUUCUUUAGAAGCUCUCGGAACUGGUUUGACCUCGCCUUGGCAGUGAUCACGGCUAUUAUCCAACUUCCACCUAUUCACAAUUCUGGCCGCGUCUAUGCAGCCUUGACCAUUUUCCAAAUUCUCAGGAUCUAUCGCGUGGUCCUUGCAUUCUCCUUAACUCGGUCCCUCAUUAUGACUGUCUUCGGAAACGUUAUUGGAUUGCUGAAUCUCAUCCUGUUCGUGUUUCUGAUCACCUUCCUAACCUCGAUUUUCGCCGUGCAGCUGUUUCGCGACCAAAUUCCAAAGGAAAAGGACGGCGAAGUAACCCCAGUGUCGUUCUUUAGUAUAUACAACUCCUUCUUGGGAAUGUACCAAAUACUAUCAAGCGAGGAUUGGACAUCGAUUUUGUACUCAGCGACAGAAUCAAGUGCCCCUUGGAAAACCUCAUGGAUCUCUGCGGCAUUUUUCAUAAUGUGGUUCAUUCUCGCAAACCUCGUUGUCUUGAACAUGUUUAUUGCUGUCAUCCAAGAGAGUUUUGAUGUUUCCGAGGAUGAAAAGAGACUUCACCAAGUUAAAGCAUUUUUGCAGCAGAAGCAACUAAGUGGCUCUUCUCAAGGGAAUCUUGCAAUAUCCUCCAUCUUCAAACUUGGCCGUGACCAACAAAGAUACCGUGACCCUCUUGACCAUGGACCCGCCGCCCUAGAGAUGCUUCUUAAAGAUGCCGUUGUUCACGAAUUUCUGGAUGAGCCCGCACCUUUACGGAUGGACAGUCAACACCCAGAACUAUCCACAGACCCUGCUCAACCCGGAGCAUUUUCAAGUUGGUUUACCAAGCUCAAAGGUCGGGUAUUGAAUCGGGAACCGAACCCCUUUUACUCGAAGUUGAAAAUCUCCAGGGAUUAUGAUGAGCUCGAUCCGACGGCGAUGGCUAAAGAAGUGCUUUCGGCAUCAGAGCAACGAAAACAAGCCCAACGGCAGUACUUACAAAGGUAUCCGAGAUAUAAUGUCUCUCUCUUCAUUUUCCCUCCAACUCAUCCGAUGCGGCGUCUAUGCCAACGAAUUGUAGGACCUGGACGGGGCAACACGCGAAUCGAAGGCGUGGAUCCCUACAAGCCGGUCUGGUACACUUUUUCUGCCUUCAUUUACGCUGCAAUUGUCGCGAUGGUCUUGCUGGCCUGUAUUGCCACUCCUUUGUACCAGCGGACUUACUUUGAAACACAUCGCUAUGCAGUCAAAAAUUGGUUUGUGUGGACAGAUAUCGGUUUCGCCAUCCUUUUCACCGUCGAAGCACUUAUCAAAGUAGUUGCCGAUGGUUUCUUCUGGACACCUAAUGCCUACUUUAGAGGCUCGUGGGGAUUCAUCGAUGGACUUGUGCUGAUAACACUUUGGAUUAAUGUGGCUGCUUCUCUGCUUCAGAACGGAGACGUGUCCCGUGUAGUUGGGGCAUUUCGAGCUUUGAGGGCCCUGAGGUUACUUAACGUCAGCGACAGUGCGAGAGAAACCUUCCACUCAGUUAUCAUUCUUGGCGGGUGGAAAGUUAUAUCGGCGGCGUUUGUCUCAAUGGGCUUCCUCGUCCCAUUCGCUAUCUAUGGGUUGAACCUGUUCAAUAACCAGAUGAAAAGGUGCAACGAUGAUGAUUUCGGAUACAGCUCCCUUGCAUAUUGCGUUGGGGAAUAUAAAUCUUCUCCAUUCGCCUGGGAUGUCUUAGCUCCUCGAGUUGUUGAGAACCCUUUCUAUAGCUUUGAUACGUUUGGCGAUUCCUUGUUCAUUCUCUUCCAGAUUGUCUCUCAGGAAGGCUGGACGGAUGUGUUAUGGAGCGCUAUGAGCAUCACAGGUGUUGGACAACAACCUCAGCCAUUCGCCUCUCAGGCCAACGGAUUGUUUUUCGUGGCCUUCAACCUUUUGGGUGCCGUCUUCGUCUUGACACUUUUCGUCUCUGUCUUCAUGCGAAAUUACACUGAACAGACGGGAGUGGCUUUCUUGACUGCUGAGCAGCGAUCAUGGCUCGAACUCCGCAAACUGUUAAGGCAAAUAUCGCCGUCCAAGAGGUCGACGAGCAAGAAAAACAGCAAGUUUAAGGCAUGGUCCUACAGAAUAGCCGUGAAGAAGCAUGGAGUUUGGGCCAAGUUCAUAACCACUUUACUUCUCAUUCAUUUGGGACUGCUAGUCCUAGAGUUCCAUCCGACAGUGGGAUGGUGGGACCGAACCAGAGAUAUUAUUUUCUUCGUCUUGACGUUAUUCUACAUCGCCAAUAUAGCCAUUCGUCUAAUUGGCCUAACGUGGUCGCGGUUUCGCCGAAGCUCCUGGGACUUAUAUUCAGUAUUGGCAGUGUCGGGAACCUUUGUCACUACGCUUCUAUCCCUCAUCGGCCACGAAAACCGCGCUUUUAUGCAACUUCACAAGCUUUUCUUAGUAUCAAUAGCUCUACUCCUUAUCCCACGAAACAAUCAGCUAGAUCAGCUUUUCAAGACAGCAGCUGCUAGUUUGACGGCUAUUUCUAAUUUAUUGGCUACUUGGUUCGUCUUGUUUCUCGUCUAUGCCAUUGCCCUGACGCAGAUAUUCGGACUCACAAAAUUCGGCGAUGGAGAAAAUAACAAUAUCAAUUUCAGAACUGUUCCCAAGGCUUUGAUUCUUCUCUUCCGAAUGAGUUGUGGAGAGGGCUGGAACCAAGUCAUGGAAGAUUUUGCGACCAUGGAUUUUCCUUAUUGCACUUCUGAGGAUGAGUUCUUUCAGAGUGACUGCGGAAGUGCGGCCGGUGCUCGCACCCUUUUUAUUUCAUGGAACAUUCUCAGCAUGUAUAUUUUUGUCUCUCUUUUUGUAUCACUUAUUUUCGAAAGCUUUUCAUAUGUAUACCAGCGAAGCAGUGGCCUAUACGCCAUCAGUCGAGAAGAAAUCCGUCGCUACAAGCAGGCGUGGGCAACGUUCGAUCCAGACGGGACAGGCUAUAUUUCCAAGCAACAAUUCCCCAGACUUCUUGGUGAACUUUCUGGGGUGUUCGAAAUGCGUAUCUACGAUGGAGAUUUCACGGUCGGGCGCCUUCUCGAGGAAUGCAAGUUGAGCCGCCGUGAAUCUCAGCAACCACAUGUUCGUGCUGUAGACGGCGUGGAUCUAGACAAGUUGUGUCGAAUAAUUGAAAGCCUCCCCGUGGGAGCAAUCCGUCGAAGACGCGCCCGAUUGAAUGCAUUUUACGAGGAAGUUCUUGUUUCUGCAGAUCCGGAGCGAGGAAUCUCUUUUACCUCGUGUCUGAUGAUACUAGCUCAUUAUAACGUCAUUAAUGAUAGCAAGAGCUUAAGAUUGGAAGAGUUCCUUAGGAGACGCGCCCGUCUGCAACGCGUCGACGAAGCAGUACGUCGAAAUGUUGUCGUCGGAUUCUUUAAUACCUUAUACUGGUCUCGUCGAUUCCGCCGAUAUCAAGAACUUAAGCACGACUCUCGACUGGUAGAUGUGCCACAAUUUUCUGUCCCAGAGAUCUAUGUCGAAGACGAUGGCCAAGAGGACGGGGCUUCAGAGGGCCAGCAAAGUGGGCCACCGUCUCCAUCCAUGCUUUCGCCAACAAGUGAUCGGUCCGGAGCGUCGCACCGCAGCUCCCGAACGCUACCACGCAUUGAUACAACAAUAGCCACCGAAGAUCCAUUCUUCUCACCUACGCAGUCAGAAUGGUCCCAGAUCGGUUCACUAUCGCCUCAUCGAACUACUCUUAGCGAUAGAGAUACGGGACAAACGGAUGACACUACUGGACGCUCCCGCGCUGGCAGUUCAGUUAGCGUUCAGGGUGUGAUGGACUCUUUUGACAAUUCCGUGUGGGGUGAGAGCAUUAGGCGAAGUUUUACCCAGCGCCGCUCGCAGGGCAACUGAAGCCGGAAACUAAUGGCGGAACCUUUGGUUCCCAGCCUUUCCCUUUUUUUUUUUUUCUCUCUCUUAAUGUGGAUUUUCAGUGGGGAAAUUUUCAUCAAUGGAUAGAUACCCAUGUAUUAUAUACAUUUAUUUGACGCGAACACGAUAGACAUGAUGGUGGGGAUGGCCGUGUUUGGAGGUUAUCUAAUGAUGGGACAGAGGUCAAUUAUGUUCUCUUCUGAGGGAUGAUUCUGUGAACAGGUUUGCAGCAAUGUGGUCCCCGUCCGUUGCACAACAACUUUCCAUUUAAAGUAAACCCCCUAGACCGACAGGCAAGCUCAAAAUUUCCUUGAUGUUACACACUUUUCUACUUCUGUUUGUAUAUUCCCUUGUUAAAUAGUACCUUUCAAUUUCACUUUUUUGCAUAUGUUG
Coccidioides immitis RS is the source of this 7078-nucleotide messenger RNA. RefSeq names its product calcium channel subunit Cch1. Gene Ontology annotation, molecular function: calcium ion binding; high voltage-gated calcium channel activity. The transcript is spliced from 6 exons. Gene Ontology annotation, cellular component: membrane; voltage-gated calcium channel complex. The coding region runs from base 299 to 6667 and encodes 2122 amino acids. Gene Ontology annotation, biological process: calcium ion import across plasma membrane. Lineage: Eukaryota; Fungi; Ascomycota; Eurotiomycetes; Onygenales; Onygenaceae. The record is from RefSeq and is a predicted model, not a curated record.